Molecule: messenger RNA, 1458 nt
Organism: Hypoxylon trugodes
Lineage: Eukaryota; Fungi; Ascomycota; Sordariomycetes; Xylariales; Hypoxylaceae
Exons: 3
Coding region: 172-1041 (289 amino acids)
Molecular function (GO): protein binding
Source: RefSeq, a predicted model, not a curated record
GGGUUCUUCGCCUUCAUCGUCAGGGGUGCUUCCAGGCUUCAGGGCAAUACCUUUUAAAUACAUAAGAAGCUACGUAAUAGAAACUAUUUUGAAGACUAAGCUCAACUGACUUUGCCCUUUUUUUAUAAUCUCACCAUAAACCAUUCCAUACUUGUGUACACGAACGAUACUAUGGGUGAAUCAUCAGAAGUAAAAGCGACUGAAGCCAGUCAAACGAAAAUAGAAACGGCGAAUCAAGACCCUGACGAAUCAACGGUACCUGAAAAGUUCCCACCGGAAGAAGAAGCGAGCCUUCUAGGAGAAUCUAAUGACAAAAAGACCCAAGCGAAUGCACUAUUUACCUCCGCCAAAUACGAAAAUGCCAUUACUAAAUACGAAGAAGCUGCCUCGAUUUGUCCACAUUACCUAGAUUACGAACUUGCCGUCCUCAAAUCCAACAUUUCCGCGUGUCAUCUGAAGCUAGAACAAUGGAAGGAAGCUAUCAAGGCUGCCACCGAUUCUAUCGAUGGUUUGGAUCGUCUAGAGAAAACUGAGGCUGAACAACAGAAGGAAAGCGAAGAGAAAGAAAAGAGAGAAGCCGCUGAUGAGGAAGAAAUCGAAGAAGAGAUUGUUAGUUCUGGAGCGCAAAAGAGUGCACCUGCUGCAAAAGAAGAGACUCUAGCUGAGGCCGCGAGACGAAAACGACACGAAGAUAUCUUCAGGAUUAGAGUGAAAGCCUUGAUGCGACGAGCUAGAGCAAAAAGUGAACUAGGAGGCUGGUCGAAUCUCGCAGGUGCCGAGGAGGAUUACAAGCUUUUGUCGACGAUGAAAAAUCUUAGUGGUGCAGAUCGGAAGAUCGUUCAGACACAAUUAAGAAUACUUCCACCAAGAACGAGGGCAGCUCAGGAGAAAGAGAUGUCGGAAAUGUGGGGGAAGCUCAAGGAUCUUGGAAACGGAAUAUUGAAGCCAUUUGGUCUUAGUACGGACAAUUUUCAAAUGGUCAAGGACGAAAAGACUGGUGGCUACAGUAUGAACUUUUCACAAAAUGGGCCAAGCCAAUGACACAGCUCUAAAGCCGCUUUCGCGUAACACCUGACGACUCAGAACAUUCAUCUCAAGCUGCGAUUCGGGGCUGUCAACUGAUGUUGAGGGCAAAUAACCACCCGUAUGUUAUGUCUAGAAUAUACCCAAACAUUGGUUUCUCCCUGCUGCUUAUUAUCCAUAACCAAUUCCCUACGACGGGUCCUUUUUUUUUUUUUUUUUCGGUCCUUGAAUAUACUUAAGGGAGCAAAAGUUAUAUGUUGGUAUUACCACCGAUAAUAAAUUUGACUAAGCCGGUAUAUUCUUUACCCUCGAACAUUGAAUUGCGUCCAACUCCAAGCAUGGUCCAACAUCGAGACGAAUACAGAUGUAAGCAUUUGUUGGUUGGGUUUACGUACUGAAUUGACUCCACUAUACACGUAGGUAUCUUUCGUUACA